This is a messenger RNA of Adineta steineri, 1074 nucleotides long. The record is from the annotation of a GenBank genome assembly. Lineage: Eukaryota; Metazoa; Rotifera; Eurotatoria; Adinetida; Adinetidae.
AUGUUUAAACGAGCACAUAUCCGUCGACGACAAGAUAGUGAUGAUGAAGAUGAUAAUCGACCAGCUAAUAAUGAUGAUAAUAAUGAACAUAAUUCAAAUGAUGGAGCUGAUAGUGGAAAUGUAAUUGAAGAUCUGAAAUUAAUUCAAAAACUUCGACAACGUAAAAAUGGUCUGUCUGCUGAUGAACUUGCUCUUGGUAAACAAACAAAUCCAUUACUUCCUGCUCGAAAACUGGAUUCAAGUGAUGGAUAUAAAUUAAAAGCUGGUGGUCUUAUUGAAAUGAGUACACUUAAAGAACAACAACAACAAAGAAAUCGUCCAUCAAAAGAUUUAAGUACUAUCAAUGAUAAUUUUGCUCGAGAAACAAAUAGACGUGAUGAAGAUACAGAAAUGCAACGUUACAUUGAAGAACAACUUGCUAAAUUACAACAAGAAAAAUCAUCGAAUUCAACAACAACUACAUCAUCUAAUAAUGAGUUACAAGCUGUUUUUGCUACAUUAAAAAAACCUGAAGAUACUUUAUUUCAUGUAAGUAAACAUUUAAUUACUGAUCAUUCAACACAAGCAUCUGAAGAAAUGCUUUCCGAACAAAUGUUAAGUGGAAUACCAGAAGUUGAUAUUGGUGUUGAAGAAAAAAUUCGUAAUAUUGAAGAAACAGAUAAAGCAAAACGAAAAUUAUUACAAACUCUAUGCGAUAAAAAAGGUGCGGAAAAGAAAAUCUCAGCGAUUAUUGCACAAUCAACAGCACCUCUCAAUUUAUUAGCAAGUGCAACCGCAGUACCAUCAACACCAUCAAAAACAGCUUCACUUAGUUUUGUACAACAUAAACGAUUUAAUACUGAUGGAAUGGAUAUUUUAAAUUCAAAAAGAUUUAAACAAAAUCAAAUUAAAGAUGUUGUUAAACCACAACCCGUCGUUGGAAAUAAAGAAAAACAUCCGACUUUAUUAAAAGAUCCUAAACAACCUGCACCACCAGAAAAGCCAUUAUCUGAAGUAGCUACCGAUGAUUAUGUAUUUGAUCGAUUUCGCAAGAAUCUUCAUGGUUUACGAAACUGUAAAAUUCGUCAUGCUUAA